GCCCUACCUCUUGGACUUCCAACUUCUGUGUCAAUAUAGUGCCUCUUGCAUUUAAGAAACAUCUCAUCGGACUCUCAUCAGCAUUGAGUUUAAAUUUCAAUUAGUGAGAACUGAGAAAAAUCCAAGAAGCCUACAUUCCACAGCUCAAGAUGUUGCCGAGGCUCCACGCUCUCAUGGGAAUAUGUUCUGAGCUCUCUGGCCUGUCACCACAGGAUCACUCUUCUGAAGAGACUUCCUGGAGGACACUGAUGAGAUGCCUACAGGAAACCUGAUGAGAAUGCUGAUCACCACACACUCACUGCCUCUGCUUUUAUUGUUGCUGCAGCUGCUGCAGCCACUGCAGUUUCAAGACAUGUAUUAUGAAGAUUUUUAUUUACCAGUAUCUAGAACUGAAGAAGACUUUGAAGACUUUAUAGUAGAAUUUCAAAGUACAGGGCCCACCAGACCACCUACCAAAGAAAAAGUCAAAAGACGCAUCCUCGUUAAUCCCGGAAUGCCAUUAGGUGAUAGUGGCUACUGUAAUUAUCAAAUAAUGAGAAAAAACGUUUACUACAAAUACAGUUGUGUGACAGAACAUUACUUCCUUCUUAUGCAAUAUGACGAGCUGGAAAAAACCUGUUACAACAGAUUUGUGCCAUGUAAGAAUGGGAUUAGGAAAUGUAACAGGAGCAAGAAAUUAGUAGAAGGAGUGUAUUGUAAUUUAACGGAAGCAUCUAACCUACCAAUGUGUCAAUACGAAUCAUUUUAUAGGAGGGGAUAUGUCCUUAUCACUUGUACAUGGCAAAAUGAAAUACAAAAACUUAUUCCUUAUACUAUAAAUGAUAUCGUGGAGCCACCUAACCACAGAAGUUUACUUAAUGAGGAUGGUGUCUUUGUCGUACCACCGUAGCAGAGUUUUCUCUGAGAGCUUACGGUGGGAGGAUAUAAUCCUCUCCAUAAUGAUCCUUAUAGAUCAAAGUUGAGAAUGGCAGUUUUGCUUCCACUCACUUUAAUCACCCACCUUCCUUUCUUCCUUUCCCAACGCCUCACAAAGGCACCAUAAGCAAGGUUCACAGACAGUGCUCUGAGAUGUGAUCCCAUGCAGGUCCCACAAGUUAGCAUGCCUUGAAUGUGUUAUGGAUACAAAUGCCUGCAGUGGAAGGAUGACCAGCACCAAGAGAAACAGAAAAUGGUUGCCUGCAGUGUCCUCUAAAGACACAUCCAUUUGAUUCUCUAGUUCACCAGAAAGAAUAAAAAGUGCUUCAAUCUA
This is a messenger RNA of Saimiri boliviensis boliviensis (Bolivian squirrel monkey), 1249 nucleotides long. It is a transcript of the gene RNASE9, whose product is annotated as ribonuclease A family member 9 (inactive). Lineage: Eukaryota; Metazoa; Chordata; Mammalia; Primates; Cebidae. Gene Ontology annotation, molecular function: nucleic acid binding. Gene Ontology annotation, biological process: defense response to Gram-positive bacterium. The record is from RefSeq and is a predicted model, not a curated record.